Helianthus annuus (common sunflower) is the source of this 921-nucleotide messenger RNA. RefSeq lists its product as uncharacterized. Bases 1 to 921 code for a protein of 306 amino acids. Lineage: Eukaryota; Viridiplantae; Streptophyta; Magnoliopsida; Asterales; Asteraceae. The record is from RefSeq and is a predicted model, not a curated record. The transcript is spliced from 2 exons.
AUGAGGCCAAAGAUGAUUUGCAGCCCAUCGGGCGUAACUAACUCGCACCACCACCGUGGAAAAUCGGGUGGUGGUGGUGGUGAUGGUGGUUUAUGGUCUAAAAGGAACCCAAUGGGUUCAGAGUUAUCUGAGCCAACAUCUCCAAAAGUGACAUGUGUGGGACAGAUCAAGGCUCGACCGAAGUCUAGAUCAUGCAAGAAUUGGCAAACGGUAAUGGAAGAGAUCGAAAGGAUGCAUAACAACAAGAAGCAUAGAAAGAAACCGGCUUGGGGUGAUGCAAUAGGGUUCAAGAAAGAGUCCAUGCAAUUCUUGACAAGUUUAAGGAGUUUUAAGUUUGAUUUGGGGUGUUUUGGUGCAUUUCCUAAUGUGAACGUCACUUCAGAUGACGAUGAUAAUGAUAAUGAUAAUGAUAAUGAUACUGAUACGACUUCUGUAAAGAAAGGGUUUGGAGGGUAUAAUGAUCAUGAUCAUGACCAUAAAGAUGGACAUGGUCAUGGUUAUGGUGAUGAUCAUGAUGAUUGUGAAGAGAGAUCAUCAAGAAGUGCAUUUUCAAAGUGGUUAAUGGUUAUGGAGGAGAAUCAAGAUUGUUUACUUGGUAAAGAAGAAAGUGAAAACCCUAAAGAUGAUGAUGAAGAAGCUCAAGCUCCAUGUGUGCCACCAUCAAAUGCACUCUUGUUAAUGCGGUGUCGUUCUGCGCCUACAAAAAGCUUAGUCGAGGAGGAGGAAGAAGACGAAGAAGAAAAAAAGGAAAACUUGAUAGAGUUGAUGAAGUAUGAAGGUGAUUUUUACAAAUUAUCAUGUGAUAUUGCAAAAGAGACAUGGGUUGUUGGUGGAAUAAACAAAGAUUCACCUUCAAAGACUCAAACUUCUAAAAGAUGUUCGAUUGAUUGUCUUCAAGAAGUUAAAGCUUGUUUACAAUGA